CCUUGCCGACGAAUUGACUUUACGUUGCGUCCAGAUCACUUUGUUCAACAUGUCAUCGAUAAGACGUUUUGUAUUGGCUCAAUCGAUACGACGAAAUGGUUUAUUGACUACAACAUUUGCACACAGAUCUAUAACUCCUGGCACAAAUUGCAUUCAAUCAUUUAGGGGUAAGAAAGAUGAUAGUACUUUAAGCUCAUCAGCUUCCUUGUUUCAUCCUGUGCCUGUCAAGCCAAAUCCAGAUGAUAUAAAUGUAGGUGCAGAAUUGACCGGAGUUCUAAAGAAAACAGAUCUUCUGAAAAUAUUAAAUUCAUUUGUACAGAAGACAGAGAUCAAGGAAUUAUCUCAGCAAUAUGGAUUAAACAGUUUCCUUCAAGGACAAGCUUUCACAAAUUUUAGACAAUAUUGUUUAGAAACACAAACAUUGCCUGUGGAUCUCCAUAUAGUAUUAAGUGAUAUUCUUCAAGGAGCUGGAAAUGUCACAGAUAUUUUUCCAUAUUUUUUACGCCAUGCUAAACAGAUGUUUCCACAUAUUGAUUGUUUGGAUGACCUUAAAAAGAUUAGUGAUCUACGAUGUCCUGCUAACUGGUAUCCUUUUGCAAGAGCAAAAAAUAGGAAAAUAAUCUUUCAUGCUGGACCAACAAACAGCGGGAAGACUUAUCAUGCCCUAGAGAGGUUUAUCAAUGCAAGAAGUGGAGUGUAUUGUGGACCACUGAAAUUAUUGGUCGUGGAAGUGUUUCAUAAAUGUAAUCAGAAUGGAACACCAUGUGAUUUGUUAACUGGAGAAGAACGGACAUAUGCCAAAGGACCCGAUAAUCCAUCAAAUCACUUAUCUUGUUCUGUAGAGAUGGUGAAUUUACAAAGCAACUACGAAAUAGCUGUAAUUGACGAAAUUCAAUUAAUGCGCGAUCUUAGUAGAGGCUGGGCAUGGACAAGAGCUCUCUUAGGAAUACCUGCAGAUGAAAUACAUCUAUGUGGUGAAGCUGCUGCUAUAGACUUGGUAAAAGCUAUAUGCUUUUCAACAGGCGAAAAUGUGGAAGUUCGCAGAUAUAAGAGAUUAACACAAUUGGAAAUAGAGAAUCAGGCGCUUGGUUCUCUAAAUAACGUUCAACCGGGAGAUUGUAUAGUCUGUUUUAACAAGAAUGAUAUAUUUACUGUUUCGCGUUCUCUUGAGAGCAGAGGAAUAGAGGUGGCAGUAAUAUAUGGUAGUCUACCACCUGGUACAAAACUGGCACAAGCUGCAAAAUUUAAUGAUCCUAAGAAUUCUUGCAAGGUCUUGGUAGCAACCAAUGCGAUCGGAAUGGGUUUAAACUUGCACAUUCGAAGAAUUAUAUUUUAUUCAUUGAUUCAACCAACAAUUAAUGAAAAAGGUGAAAAGGAAAUGGAUAUUCUAUCUGUGUCUGCUACUUUACAAAUAGCAGGUCGUGCUGGACGUUAUGGCACGAUAUGGACUACAGGCUAUGUAACGACGUUUAAGCGAGAAGAUUUGCCUACUUUAAAAAAUCUACUAGAUCAAACGCCAGAAAUAAUAACGCAAGCUGGUCUUCAUCCAACAGCAGAUCAAAUCGAGUUAUAUGCUUAUCACUUACCAAACUCAUCGUUGUCUAAUCUCAUGGAUAUCUUCGUAUCCUUGUGCACAGUCGAUAAUUCUCUUUACUUUAUGUGCAAUUUGGAUGACUUUAAGUUCUUAGCUGAUAUGAUACAGCAUGUUCCUCUGCCUCUCCGAGCGAGAUAUGUGUUUUGUUGCGCACCGAUUAACAAAAAAUCACCAUACGUAUGCGCUAUGUUUUUAAAGUUUGCACGUCAAUAUAGUAAAAAUGAUGCAAUAACAUUCAGUUGGUUGUGUCAGCAUAUUGGAUGGCCAUUCACAACACCAAAAAAUAUCCUCGAUCUCGUUCACCUGGAAGGUGUAUUUGAUGUUCUGGAUCUUUACUUGUGGUUAAGUUAUCGUUUUAUGGAUUUAUUUCCGGAUGCUAAAAUAGUACGUGACGUGCAGAAAGAACUCGAUGCGCUAAUUGAAGCAGGCAUAAUCAAACUAACAGUAUUAUUGUCAAAUUCCGAUGCAGGUAAGU
Dinoponera quadriceps is the source of this 2069-nucleotide messenger RNA. It is a transcript of the gene Suv3, whose product is annotated as ATP-dependent RNA helicase SUV3 homolog, mitochondrial. The transcript is spliced from 13 exons. The record is from RefSeq and is a predicted model, not a curated record. Gene Ontology annotation, biological process: RNA catabolic process; mitochondrial RNA 3'-end processing. Lineage: Eukaryota; Metazoa; Arthropoda; Insecta; Hymenoptera; Formicidae. Gene Ontology annotation, cellular component: mitochondrial degradosome. The annotation marks the transcript as partial. Gene Ontology annotation, molecular function: ATP binding; hydrolase activity, acting on acid anhydrides; RNA helicase activity.